GCUGAUGCUGCUGCUGUUGCUGCUGCGGGCGGCGGGAGACGAGGGGAACCGGAGAGAGGCCCCGGGUCGGACACACCCGGAGCGGACACGCAGUCGGGUCCUGUUAGCCUUGGCUGGGCUCUCUGUCUUGCCUGUCUGCCUUGGCCUCUGUUGUUUGAUGAACAGAAUGUGACCAGCGUGUCCUGAAGUAGGGGAUUCUGCAUUUCUGCUGACUCUAGUGGUGAUUGUGUCCUGAAUGCUAGAGCUGUACUGUUCGUACCAUGCAUGUGGCGGGGCUCAGUGUGGCCCCCGGGAAGCUGAGUCUGGCCCUGUGGCUUCUGAGCAUCGCUUCCCGUGUACUCUCCUCUCAUGCACAGGUGUAUUCUCAGACUGUGAACACACACUUCGGCAAGCUGCGUGGCACACGUGUGCCUUUGCCCAACGAAAUCCUGGGCCCUGUAGAUCAAUAUCUCGGGGUGCCUUAUGCUGCACCCCCUGUUGGGGAAAAACGUUUCCUUCCUCCAGAGCCUCCCCCCUCAUGGUCCGGCAUAAGAAACGCUACCCACUUUUCACCCGUGUGCCCACAGAACAUACAGAAUGCAGUACCAGAUAUAAUGAUGCCGGUCUGGUUCACAUCAAACCUGGACACUGUAACAGGCUACCUCCAAGAGCAGAGUGAGGACUGUCUGUACCUCAACAUCUAUGUACCUACUGAAGAUGUAAAGCGGAUUUCCAAGGAGUGUGUCCGAAAACCCAACAAGAAAAUAUGUAGGAAAGGAGGACCCAGCGCUAAGAAACAGGGGGAAGAGUUAUCGGAUAAUGACGAAGACGAGGAAGGAGAUAUCCGGGACACAGGAGCUAAACCAGUUAUGGUUUAUAUACACGGAGGCUCCUACAUGGAGGGCAGCGGAAAUAUGAUCGAUGGCAGUGUACUGGCCAGCUAUGGGAAUGUCAUUGUCAUCACCCUAAACUAUCGCGUGGGAGUUUUGGGAUUCUUGAGUACAGGAGAUCAGGCAGCAAAGGGAAAUUAUGGACUCCUGGACCAAAUCCAGGCACUACGUUGGGUGAGCGAGAAUGUGGCAUUCUUUGGUGGGGACCCCCACAGGAUCACUGUGUUUGGUUCUGGCAUUGGAGCAUCCUGCGUCAGCCUCCUUACCCUAUCUCAUCAUUCUGAAGGUUUGUUCCAGAGAGCAAUCAUCCAGAGUGGCUCAGCCCUUUCAAGUUGGGCAGUUAAUUACCAGCCAGUAAAAUACACAAGACUGCUUGCAGAGAAAGUGGGCUGCAAUGUGCUGGACACUGUGGAUAUGGUGGACUGUCUUCGUCAGAAGAGUGCCAAAGAGCUGGUGGAGCAGGAUAUCCAACCAGCACGAUAUCACGUAGCCUUUGGUCCAGUGAUCGACGGAGAUGUAAUUCCAGAUGAUCCAGAGAUUCUGAUGGAGCAAGGGGAGUUUCUCAACUAUGACAUAAUGCUGGGGGUCAAUCAGGGUGAAGGGCUUAAGUUUGUGGAGAAUGUGGUCGAUGCAGAAGAUGGUGUUUCUGGGAGUGACUUUGAUUACUCUGUGUCCAAUUUUGUGGAUAAUCUGUAUGGGUAUCCAGAAGGUAAAGACACUCUUCGUGAAACCAUCAAGUUUAUGUACACGGACUGGGCAGACCGAGACAACCCAGAAACGAGACGCAAAACACUGGUGGCUCUCUUCACUGACCACCAAUGGGUGGAACCAUCUGUGGUGACUGCUGACUUACAUGCCCGUUAUGGCUCACCCACAUAUUUCUAUGCCUUCUACCAUCACUGCCAGAGCCUCAUGAAACCAGCAUGGUCUGAUGCAGCUCAUGGAGAUGAGGUGCCCUAUGUUUUUGGUGUUCCUAUGGUGGGUCCAACAGACCUUUUCCCCUGUAAUUUUUCCAAGAAUGAUGUGAUGCUCAGUGCCGUAGUCAUGACCUUCUGGACCAACUUUGCCAAAACUGGCGACCCCAACAAGCCUGUGCCACAGGACACCAAGUUCAUCCACACUAAAGCAAAUCGCUUUGAGGAGGUCGCAUGGUCCAAAUAUAACCCACGGGACCAGCUGUACUUGCACAUUGGCUUAAAACCACGGGUCCGUGAUCACUAUAGAGCCACCAAGGUUGCAUUCUGGAAACAUCUAGUACCACAUCUUUAUAAUCUUCAUGAUAUGUUCCAUUAUACCUCCACCACAACCAAGGUGCCACCAUCUGACACCACUCAAAAUUCCCAUAUCACGCGACGGCCUAAAGUCUGGGACACCAAGCGUCCAGCUGUCUCACCCACUUUCAAUGGUCCAGUGUCGAAAUGGAACCCUGCACUGGAUCCUGUAGAUCCUGUAGUUAUCCAGGACCCCCGUGAUUAUUCCACAGAGCUAAGUGUCACAAUUGCUGUGGGUGCCUCCCUUUUGUUCCUCAACGUGCUGGCAUUUGCUGCAUUGUACUACCGCAAUGACAAGCGGCGUCAAGACACUCAGCGCCAACCUAGUCCUCAGCGGGCCACAGCCACACGGGACCCAGCCCACAGCCCUCUACCCCCUGAGGAGCUAAACUCUCUGCAGAUAAAUGCAGGACACUCUGAGUGUGAGGGAGGGGGUGUUUCCAGCCAUGACAACCUGCGUAUGGCCACACUUCCUGAUUACACUCUUACUUUACGCCGCUCACCUGAUGACAUACCACUUAUGACACCUAACACAAUCACAAUGAUCCCCAACUCUCUGGUGGGACUGCAAAGCCUUCACCCGUACAACACCUUUUCUUCAGGCUUCAACAGCACUGGCCUCCCCCACUCACACUCCACCACUAGAGUAUAGCGCCCCACCUUGUUCCCCUUCUCCCUUGCCCUGACAUUGGGUCAUGUCAAGAUGUCUACAGACAAGGGGGAAGGAAAAUGACACAUUCCAUACCCCCAAAGAAGAGGGGGUCAGGUGCGCGGGGCUUCUCUUCAGAGGGAAGGGGGCUGCUAGUCAUGUUCCACAGAGAACACAUAUGUUCUUUGCUUGUUUCUCAAAGUGCUUUUACCCUUGUGGAGGCAAGCAGAGCGUGAGAGAAGUCUGGCUUUUAUUGGAGGCUUAGUUUUGAAGAGAAUAUGUCUGCAACUAAGGAUCUAAAAAGCAACUAACAGGAGGGAGAGAAGUCUCAUGUGUUGCUACUAUCUGCACCCAACAUACCCUCCUUCAAUAUGCUUUUACCUUUCACACAGCCCCAUGACCUCAGGAUCUUUAAACUAAAAGGAACUGAGAUACAGCUGGAGUUCAAACCUGUACUUUAUUUCUUGGUAUGGCAGAAAUGGUUGAUCCUUGUUUACUAGAUGUUUUGGGGUGUAGUUACACAUGCAGUACAAGGAAAGAGUGAGAGCUACAGAUUGGAAAGUACUUCCUUUGCCAAUAAAUCUACACAACCAGACCACCUUCCAAUAUCUUUAAUGUGUGCCAAAUCACCACACCAGCCAAAAGGGGCAUGUUAGACCGGCUACUCUCCCUCAACAAGUUAUUUCCAGUGCCAAAUGCCUGAAACCAGCCAUCAUGGAGUGCUAACAAGGAGGGUAACUCAUAGAAGAUGGCCUUGGAGAGGGACAUUUGCAUAGAUUCAUAGGGAAAGGUUAGUAACAGCCACCAAACGUUAAUGAUGUGCCAAAUUUAAUUGCUAAUAGAAAGUCAUGGGAAUGGGGAGAGUGGUAAGUUGUUUUUUUUGAUGGGUUGGCUGUGCUUUCUUCAGGGAUGAGCAUAGACAGUAGUGAAGGAGUAACAUUUGAUUGUCAAUAUCAAUAAUAUUGUUAAUAUCGGUAAUAUGUUUACUGUUUCUGUGGACACAUGAAUGAAACUUGUUUCUCAUGUAGCUCAUACAACAUACAGAAACAGUGACAGGUUGGCAUAUCCUGUAUCGGGACUUAUUGCAGCUCUCUUUUAUGUGUGUUUGAUUAUUAGGAUAGUAUUAAUAUACAAUGGUUACCAUGACAGCAGAGACCCUGUGUUCUGUAUUUACAAAUAUUGUUAGAUUCACAAAGCUCCACCCUCAGCCUCCCUGGAUAUGUUUGAACAUGAGUCUGGGACAAUUUAUUUGUAAGUAUGUGCUGUGUGCAUAUGCAUGUGUGUCCAUAUAUAUGAUCUUUAUACAUAUAUAUAUAUGCACACACAUGAACACUAACAAACAGAUGUUGUACAUAUGAAUACUCACAUAGAUGUUUGCUGCCCUCUCUCCCACCACUUGGGACCCCCUCCUCAACACCUUUUCAGCUUUUCUACCAUUUGCCAUGAUUUUCUGGACAUGGGUUUUGUGACACAGAGGGACGCCAUGGGUUCAAGUGACAGUUUUGUGACACAGAGGAACACCUGGGGUCAGUAUUUAUAGAAUGUAUUUAUACUGUAUCACAGGAGAGUAGACAACGUAUUCCAAAUAAAGAAAACUCAUAUUUUUAAAA
This is a messenger RNA of Spea bombifrons (plains spadefoot toad), 4399 nucleotides long. RefSeq names its product neuroligin 3 (gene NLGN3). Gene Ontology annotation, cellular component: synapse; postsynaptic specialization membrane; cell surface. Gene Ontology annotation, biological process: postsynaptic membrane assembly; modulation of chemical synaptic transmission; presynaptic membrane assembly. The record is from RefSeq and is a predicted model, not a curated record. The transcript is spliced from 8 exons. Gene Ontology annotation, molecular function: neurexin family protein binding; signaling receptor activity. NCBI's taxonomy places the organism in Eukaryota, Metazoa, Chordata, Amphibia, Anura, Pelobatidae. The coding region runs from base 261 to 2792 and encodes 843 amino acids.